AUGCAACAAAACCAGCAAACUCUCUCUCUCCUCACCCGGUCAAGAACAAGGAGAUGCAUCCCAUGCCUCCUCCUCUCCCUCGCCCUCCUCGCCCUCAUCCCCUCUCUCUCUACCAUCCCCACUCUCUCUCGUCAAUCCUCCUCUCCUCCCCACCAAAGUCACCCCCUCUCCCCCGUCUCCGCCUCCAUCUCCACCACCCUCUCCUCCCUCCUCUCUCUCCCGUCCCCCUCCCCCCAGACCCUCUCCCACAUCCACCUCCUGCAAUAUCUCUCCCACCAACUCGAGGCCCACCUCAAGGGCGCAACCGAGAUCUCCGACAGCGCCAACCCCAAAGACUCCGGCAUUUCCACCCCCGAUUUCUUCCUCAUUGAAGAGCUCCGCAAGUAUUCGUCCGGCCGGCCAAACCGAAGCAACCGGAAAAAUUUCAUGGGGGCUAAUUCGACAUUUUUGAGCAUGGGCCACUGGUGCUGGAGCAUGAAGAGAGAGAUGGAGGAGUACAUGGAUUAUGAUGUUGGUGAGUUAUGUGAAGAUGAUUGGAGGGUGGGUCAGCGUUUGAUGGUGGGUGGGUGCGACCCGUUGCCCAGGAGGAGGUGCUUGGCUAGGGCACCAAGGUGGUACACAGAGCCAUUUGCAAUCAAUGAGUCAAUGUGGAGGGUGCCUGAUGAUAGGAAUGUGAGGUGGAAUGGGUACAUUUGCAAGAAUUUUACCUGUUUGGCCAGGAAUGAGACCAGGAAGGGGUUCUUCAAGUGUGCUUCUUGCUUUGAUCUACCAGGUCAUGAGAAGCCUAGAUGGAUCAAGAUAGAGAACUCAACUGAAAAUCCGAGCCCCGACUUCUUAAUCUCAGAUGUUCUAAACAUCAAGCCUGGAGAGAUAAGAAUUGGCUUAGAUUACAGUGCUGGCACCGGAACUUUUGCAGCUAGAAUGAGAGAAUUCAAUGUCACCAUAGUCUCCGCUACAUUAAACCUUGGUGCACCAUUCAAUGAAAUGAUAGCAUUAAGAGGACUUGUUCCUCUGUACCUAAGCUUGAAUCAACGGCUACCGUUCUUCGAUAACACGCUUGAUAUUAUCCACACGACGAGGUUUUUGGACGGUUGGAUCGAUUUCCAAUUGUUGGAUUUUGUGUUGUUUGAUUGGGACAGGGUGCUCAGGCCAGGGGGAUUGUUGUGGAUUGAUAGCUUCUUUUGUUCUAGGGGGGAUUUGAAUGACUACUUGCAUAUGUUUGAGCAAUUUAGGUAUAAGAAACACAGGUGGCUUGUGGUGCCAAAGGUUGAUAAAGAAGGGGAUGAGGUGUUCUUCUCUGCUGUGCUAGAGAAGCCCCCAAGGCCCUUUUAGGCCUUCUUUGCCAUAAAUCAUGUAUGAGUUCAUUUUG
Messenger RNA from Amborella trichopoda, 1369 nucleotides. RefSeq names its product putative methyltransferase At1g29790. The record is from RefSeq and is a predicted model, not a curated record. Lineage: Eukaryota; Viridiplantae; Streptophyta; Magnoliopsida; Amborellales; Amborellaceae. Gene Ontology annotation, molecular function: methyltransferase activity.